Procambarus clarkii (red swamp crayfish) is the source of this 2428-nucleotide messenger RNA. RefSeq names its product hyaluronidase B. Gene Ontology annotation, biological process: carbohydrate metabolic process; hyaluronan catabolic process. Lineage: Eukaryota; Metazoa; Arthropoda; Malacostraca; Decapoda; Cambaridae. The record is from RefSeq and is a predicted model, not a curated record. Gene Ontology annotation, molecular function: hyalurononglucosaminidase activity.
GGACGGUAAGACCAAUAGAGUCUUAUCAGGUAGAGGCUGUGGUGCCUGGCUCUGUCACCCGAUAGCUAGGGCAUCAGUCUGACAGGAGCAGGGUGCGCGCGCGUGUGUGUGUGUGUGUGUGUGUGUGCUGCUGGGAAUACAACCACCGGUCACACCACUACAACCCUGAGCAGCAACGUUAAUUGUGACAGCAGCUACAUUGCUCUCUACUACUACUGGAUCAAGGCACUCCAUUCUUUAAUACGCCACUAGUUGGCCUACGUCUCUCCGCUGUUAACUAAUCACUACUUCAACAACCUCUGCCACCAAUACGAAAGCCAUUUCCUCUGCUGUGAUUACACUACCACUUAACCUUCCCCACAAGACGCACUCCAUCAGUUUAAUGUGAAACACCCCCUUAACAACCAAUUCACCACCACACACACUCGGCGAUAAGCUUGAAAGCCACCCUCAUGGCUAACCGUCCACCGGCUACCCCUGUGGCUUGGGCGUGCUGUUUGCUAGCACUGACGGUAAUCUGCCGUCUAUGUGACGCACGAUUCACUGUCUACUGGAACUCCCCAACGGACGCAUGUCACAAGUUCGGUGUCUACGUCGACGCCGCUGCCUUCGGUAUCGUUCAGAACACCGAUGACAAGUUCUAUGGAGACAAGGCGACGAUAUUCUACAACCCUGGGGCAUUCCCCUGGUUGAACGGGACCGUGCCGGUGAACGGCGGCAUUCCUCAGAACGGCAACCUGUCCCAUCAUGUUCAAGCCUUCGCUGAUAAGGUCCGCCAUCAAAUGCAACCUAACUUCUCAGGCGUAGCGGUGCUGGACUUCGAGUCGUACUACCCGAGCCUGGAUAUGAGUGUGCCGGAGUACCGCAAGGCGUCCAGAGAGUGGGUCCUCGAUCAAUUUCCACUUCUCCCUCCAUCCGAGGUCGAACAACUCGCAGAGGAGACCUUCAACGCCUCCGCCAGGGACUACUUCGAGGCGCUGCUGUGGACGGGUCGCGCGCUGCGGCCGGAUGCCCUCUGGGGCUACUACCACUACCCCUACUGUCACAACUAUGGCCCUGGUGUUGGCGACUGCAAGCCUCUGGUGAUGGAGGUGAACAACGAGACGCAGUGGUUGAUAGAGAUGAGCACAGCGCUUUACCCGAGCAUCUACAUCUUCAAGGACAGUGGCUGGGACCCCGCCACGCGGCGCCUCAACACUCGCGGACGCCUCCUUGAAGCCAUCCGCAUGCGGCAGCGAGCUGGGGUCAACAUCCCCAUCCUCCCUUACUUCUGGUACAGGUACCACGACUCCCCCAGCCUCCUCCUGCCCGUGGACGUGGUCAACACUCUGGGCUUCACCCGGGUGCUGGGCUUGGAGGGCGCCGUUGUCUGGGGCUCCAGCGACGACGUCAGAUCCGAGGACCAGUGCCUGGCACUCAAGGCGUAUGUGGAGGGCCAGCUGGGGCCGCUGGUGAAGUACCUCGACAGUCUUCCCACGGCUGCCCUUCGCACCAUCAUCAACUCCAAGAGACUGCUCAAGAGAGUGGUUAAGAAAGCUCUCAGGAAGGACAAGUGGCCACUAGCAUUCACCAGGCGUCACUGACUGCCUCCUUCACUUUUUCACUGACUGACUGACUCACUGACUCACUGACUGACUUUCUCACUGACUGACUUUCUCACUGACUCCUUCACUUUCUCACUGACUCCUUCACUUUCUCACUGACUGACUGACUGACUGACUCACUGACUGACUUUCUCACUGACUCCUUCACUUUCUCACUGACUCCUUCACUUUCUCACUGACUGACUGACCGACCUAUCAAUUCAACCUCGCUGACAUAUACACUCAGACUCACAGACGGGGCUGACUGACUGACUGACUGGUUGACUGACUCACUGAUAUAGUCAACAGUAUUAUUAAGUCUGACUGUGAGCCAGUUACAAGCCUCCCAAUCACAACCCGGCCAGAGUCAUCACCACAGACCCCUCCCAGUGCCAAUCACCACGAGUCCCAAGUCCACAUUACUGAUCUUAAUUACUUGAAACAAAUCCAAGAAUUUCCAAUCAGGGCACAAAAGGUGGCUACUGUCUCACAGGAAGUAAUUUGGCUGCAGCAGUCGGCUUACAACCGGUUAGACCCGAGUUGGAGUUCCGGACACAGCGAGACGUCUGGACACUUUUCCUUACACCUGAUGCCUCUGUUCACCUAGCAGUUAACUCCCAUCAUGCCGUAUCUCUUUGACUGUUGUCAAAACCUUGGCCAGUAAAUCCAUGGAAUUUGUCGACUCUGUGGUCAAUACCGUAAAAAAAAUAAUCAUGGUGUUAGGUGUGUAAGUUUUUUAACUACAAUAAAAUCUGUAUUUGCUUUUAUGCAACUAAAGUGUUGAUGGACAAUACACAACGCGUGUAUUGUCCUCUAACAAUGGACAAUAUAGACUCUUCACUAAC